Messenger RNA from Tremella mesenterica DSM 1558, 723 nucleotides. RefSeq lists its product as uncharacterized. The transcript has 5 exons. The record is from RefSeq and is a predicted model, not a curated record. Bases 1 to 723 code for a protein of 240 amino acids. NCBI's taxonomy places the organism in Eukaryota, Fungi, Basidiomycota, Tremellomycetes, Tremellales, Tremellaceae.
AUGGGAUUGGGAGAUAUCGGCGGGGCUAUCACGGAUGCAGGCAAAGGUGCAGCUACCACCAUCACUGAUGCGGGCAAGACUGUAGCGACGACAGCGACAGAAGUGGCUACCACUGUGGCUGAUGGAGCGGGGGGAGUUAUCAAUACUGCUGCGGGUGCGGUGGGAACUGGUAUUUCAGCUGCGGGGGGCAUUGUAGGAGAUGUGGGAUCUUUGACCGGAGAGGCGGCAACUAUUCAAAAGUGGGUCAACUUGUAUGAGAAAUACAAAACAAUCUUGAUCGUUGUCCUCGCCCUUUUAGCAUUCUGUAUCCUCUGGUCAUGGAUCUCAAUGUUUUAUCAAUGGUGUAAAUGUUGUCUAGGUUGUGCUAAAUGUUGGGGACAUUGUUGUGAAGGAACAUAUCGUUAUUGUCUUUGUCCAACUUUACGAUGUACCGAGAAAUGCGGUAUAAAAUGUUGGAAAGAGGAUCGAAAAUUAUAUAAAAAGAUGAGAGAGAAACGUCGAUUGGCAAAAGAACAAGGAAGAGAAUAUACGGAUGAAGAACAUGAAAGUCAAUUCAAAUGUUUACCUGAAGGUGUGAAAGAAGAAAUGAGAGAUCAUAGGAAUCUUAGUUGGAAAUCUAAGACUUCUACGGAAGAAGGUGGUAUAGAAGGAGAUAGGGUUCCUUGUUGCGAUAAUGUUAUGGACACUUGCAUCACUGGACGGGGAAGUUUGGAUAUUGGUUAG